UAGCCAUGAACGAAACAGGAAACGAUACAGGAGAUCCAAUGUUGACCCUGCCGGUACAGGCAGCAUUUGCGACCUCAAUGACGGUGUUCUUCCUAGUUGAUAUCCUGGGAAACUCCCUAGUGAUACUCGCAAUCAUCACCAAUCCUAAGCUGCAAAGCACCUCAAACUUCUACCUCUUCGCUCUCGCCGUCACUGACAUCUCAAUUGGUAUCAACACGAUGUUGCCCGCAACGAUAACUGUGAGUGCUCAACGCGGUGUCUUGCCCCCUUGGAUGUGUACUCUAACCAGCUUUGUGGAUACCAUGACCCUCCCUGUCUCUCUGUGGAUCCUGUCAGCUUCCUCUCUGGACAGAUGUGUCAUGAUAUUUAAACCCUACAAGUACAACCUGUACAGGGCGUGGAUAAACAGGAAGAAAACGUUCAUCUUUAUCGGGGUGGUGGCUGUCUCCUGCGCUGUUGUGUGCUGUCCUAUCUUCACUCCACAAGUAGCCAGCUCUUGGAACCUCCACAGUUACACCUGCGGACCAGACUUCUUUGAAAAUCUGGACUACUUUGCUGCUUACUGCUUCUUCACCUUCCCUCUUCCUAUCCUUAUCGUCAUCGUCAGCUACGCUAUCAUUUUCUCGGUGGUGACAUCACUGCAGUGUAGAGUAAACAGACAGAAGAUUCGAGCAACAAUGACCGUUCUGGCGGUCAUCAUCUGCUUGCUGGUUUGCAUUUUGCCUGUCUGGUGCCGUGCUCUGUACAUCCUCUUCUACAUCAGGGCAUACGAUAAACCUCCCCAAAUCUACCCUACACUUGAGAUAUCCCUUCACUGGCUCCUCUUCAGCCACUCCGCAAUCAAUCCCAUCAUAUACGGACUCAUCAACCCCCAGUUCCAAGCCAGCUUUAAGAAGAUCAUCUUCUUCUUCAACAGUGAUACCCCCAGUUUCGCUGAUACAAGGAGGGGAACUUACGAUGGGGCUACUACAAUGAGCGUUAAGAAACGCCCCUCCCCAAGACCACCUUCUAGUCAGUGCCACAGCGUGGACAGUGUCAAGGACUCCUCCAUGAAGGAGAAAAACAGUGUUAAUAACACCGAGAACUUUCUGCACGACAUUUCCUGUUCCAUUCUCCGCAACAACAAGACCUUUCUUGGGUUAAAAUUCUCGAAAAUCGGCGGCAAGAGACAAAAUCUGAGCAGCACCUCUCAGACGGGUGGAAACAAUAUCUCUGACAAUCCCGAUAGUGAACCUUAUUUCGAGUCCACUGUUCAGACAACCACGCAUGUUUAGGCCACCUUAAUAAAAAUAAAUAUAUUUUAUACACUUAGUUAUUAAUUUUAGUCUUAGUAUCGGCUGCUUAGUGCUCCCCCACACCACAACAGAUUAUGUACUAAGUUGUACUAAUUUAAGUGAUUGUGACUUAAAUGCAAACAAACUGGUUAAUCGAUUCAACUUUGCAUUAUAAUAUUCGAAUUGCAACGUGCAAUGACUUCCUCGAAAUUUGGCUUUCAGCCAUCGAAAAAUCUAUAAUUAACUUUAAUUUUUAUCCACUUAUUAACUUUUUGCAGCUAUUUUUAGUGUUAAUUAGAUGUCGCUUGUAAAUAUGAUCAACUUUAUUCCAUUUGAGCUGGCGGAUUGGUCCGAUCAAGGGAUUUACAUUACGCUUAAUGAUUAUUAUUUAGGAUGAUUCAUUCCUAAUAAAUAUCAUCCGCUCGAAUAUGUUUUAAUUAUAGUGGUAUGGUAUGCUGUAAUCUAUUUCAUCUUUAUGUGAAAUAUCUUAUUACUACGUAUAGUACUGAACGAUUUACGAAGCACGUUAAGAAUUUAAUUAGUUGACUUGAUCACUUUCUCAUUUAGAUUGGAUCUGUGAGGUCAGAGGUGCCGACUGGAAAUGAAUAUCUACUAGCAGUUCACAUCUAUAAAAGUCGCAUUAGGAUAAUAUCCAUAGUUUUACUCCUUUUUAAGCAAAUUGGUCUUACGUCUUGAACUAAUCAGUAAAUUUCGAAAGCGAAAUAAACAUUGCAAAUUCUACACUCUUGAUCAAGAGAAACUUUGAGAAUAUAUUUCUUUUCCAUUCUUAUAGAAUUUACUUGAUACUUCCUUUUAUUAUGAUGAUAUGAUAUUUGUACGGCACGAGGUUUGACGUGGGUGAAUUUAACAGGAAAGUUCAAGUAAGGUAAAGGCGAUCUGGUAUUCUCUUUUUCAAUAUAUCUCUAGAUAUACAAGUUCCUAAUGGUCAUGAAUAGUAAAAUGAUCGUGUUACAAAUACAUAGGUUAACUACUGAUAAACAUUUAUAUAUUUGCUCUCCGUUCUUUCAGCUCAUUACUCAUACAUUUACUAAGGGGAAUCACUCUAUUAAUAUUAUGUAUCGAUGAAAAUGUAUGUACAUGUAAUUGUAUAACUGAUUACUAUUAGUAUUAAUAUUAUAUACCAUUCAA
Messenger RNA from Bolinopsis microptera, 2423 nucleotides. RefSeq names its product octopamine receptor Oamb-like. Lineage: Eukaryota; Metazoa; Ctenophora; Tentaculata; Lobata; Bolinopsidae. Gene Ontology annotation, molecular function: neuropeptide receptor activity; peptide binding. Bases 6 to 1274 code for a protein of 422 amino acids. Gene Ontology annotation, biological process: neuropeptide signaling pathway; cellular response to hormone stimulus. Gene Ontology annotation, cellular component: plasma membrane. The record is from RefSeq and is a predicted model, not a curated record. The transcript is spliced from 4 exons.